Molecule: messenger RNA, 2004 nt
Organism: Diatraea saccharalis (sugarcane borer)
Lineage: Eukaryota; Metazoa; Arthropoda; Insecta; Lepidoptera; Crambidae
Source: the annotation of a GenBank genome assembly
AUGAGUAGUCCUAAUAAAAAAAAAGCACGAUUAAUAAGUUCGAAUGAUGAGAGCGAAUUAUGUAAUCAUCUGAAAAGAAAAAACCAAAAUGAAGACCUAGACUUGUCAAAACGGCAUAAAGCAGACAAAAUACUAGAGGAUGAUCUCCACGCCAAAAAAAGGCAAAACUUCAUAACGGCAUGUGAAAUUGUGUCGUACAAAGCUUACUUCAAUCAAAGCUCUCGAUUUCAAUUAGUUUAUUUGCCAACUUGCGCUAAAAAUAUUGCUUGCAAACAUGUUGAUAAAAAAGACAUCACCUUGAAGCAGACGUCAUCUUAUGUCGAAGAAUCAUUUAAUAUUGAAAUUAAAACAAAUAUGUGGCGUGAAGCAUUAGAAGUGUGCAGAUUAUGUACGACUUCUGAACAAUAUCUAUCAACAAAUAUUCUCAAAGAAGUUGUGGAAAUCAUGUUGAAUGCUCACAGUGAUGAUUACAAAGAUUAUACAAUAGAUUACCUGAUCAACAAAUGUCAGCAAAUAUUUGAACAUAACUUUAACUACCACCCACCUUGUUUAAUAAAAACCCUAAGAAAAUGCUACACUGAUUUUCUCACAAGCCCUAUGGACUUAAAAGAGAAUACAUUUACCAAUAGAUCAGAAUUUGAGUGUAACAAAGGAAUAGUAAAGUAUUGUUUAAAUAGAUUGGAAUAUGAAAUAAGUGUGGACAGUAAAGAUGGGCCACUACUAGAUAAAUAUGAGCAUAUACCUGAAGAAAUGAAGCAAAGUGUGAAAGGCUUGCAUUGGCAAAAAGAGAAAUUUGAAAUUUUUGAACUUCUAGACAGAACUGAGAGGAUAAACAGACUUUUUGCUGUUUUAGACAGUAUUGUUGAGUUAUUGCAACUGGAUUUAGCUAUAUGGAAUACAAGAUACACUAACAAUUUAGGCUCCCAUAUCAUGAGAUCUCAUAAGCCAUUGAUGGCUCAUUUGCUGUGGUCCAACAAUGUGCUAUAUACAGGAACAGUGAACAAUAACUGCAGGCAGAUAUUAAGGUUGUUCAUCUAUUUAAUACAACUUGAAUACCCUGAAGAACACAUUAAAGUCAUAACUGCAUGGUUAAAUAUUAUAAUUCAAACAUUUUACAUUUGUGAAAACAAUUCCAAUAGUGACUACCCUAACACUGGAAAAUAUUGUACAGUCUUUGCAAAAGAGUUCUACAAAUUGAUAUCAGGAAUGUCCCAAAAAUUAAAAAUUAAGAUAUUGGAGAGAAUAAAACCAGACUACAUGCAGUAUCUCAUUGGGGUACUGCAUUUAAAAACAUUACUUGCAACUCAAGCAGAAGACCCCAUCAGUAUACUAAUUGACUUCAUCAAAACUACUCAGUGGAAGAAAUUUCCAGAAAGUAAAACUGAAAUAAUGCCUUAUAAGACAACAGAACAUUCUUUGAAAAAUGUCAAGAACCUUUUUAAUUUUCUCAAUAAGAAAUAUGCAAAUGUAAAUACAAGUGCUUCAAAUAACAGCACAAGUGAAAAAAAUGUUUAUAAAAAAUUGGAAGACAACUUGAAUCAUAAAGAAGUUGAAGUUACUCUUAAUGAUGCUGUACACAUAUUAUAUAUUACAGUUGGAGCUUAUUUAGACGCAUACAGUGUUCAAAACAUGCAAGAAGCAUUAGAUUCACUGAAUGAGCAGUUGCUGAAUGGCGACUCUUCAAACAAUGAUUAUAGUUUGCCUAUAUUUUGUUCUUACUCAGUGUCAGAACAGUUUGUGAAAAGAUAUAGAUCUAUAUACCAAACAUUACGUGAACUUAUGAUACUGUUACAAGAAAAGCGUGAUAGUGGCGAAUUACCAGAGACAUUCAAAAUAUUUACAAAAAUAGGUCUGUAAUAAAUGGUGAAACAAAAGUAAACACAUUUUUUAAUCAACUAAAUAUAUCUACUUAAAAAAAUGUGAUUUGAAACUGAUAAGACUGCUCUCAUUUUGUAAUUAAUUAUGUUGUCUCUUUGACAUUCUGUAAUAAUAAUAAAAUACAUU